GGGGAAAUUACCACCACUCCCCGCACGUGACGUCACGUGAACUCUAGGCCCUCCUCUCCCCGCAUUUCCCAGCUCCUCUCUCUCUCGGGGAAAGAACUGGGUUGCUCUGUGGAAAAGACUUGCUCCUGUACGUAUGCAUGUCCUGUUUCUCUCUCUAAAGGUAAAUUGGCCAUGUAUGGAGUUACUUACCAGUGUGUCCCUCAACUGGAUUUUCAUUUAGAGAUUUGGUGUUGUUUCACUAGAUAUGUUUGAUUGGAACGACGAAGAGCUCACAAGCAUCAUAUGGGGUGAGGCUGGUGAAAAUGGCGAACAUAUAGUCCCUUAUCAAGCUGGAAAGGAAGAUGAUCGGCCCAAUAAAAUCCAAAAUGAAGACAUCACGACCCUUAAGCCUAGUGAACAGAAGCUGCUCGGGGCAAAACUCGAUCUCCAUGGUAUGAAGCUGGAAUGCUUCAACAGAAGCAACAAAAAUGGAGGGAUUGCUGUAUCGAGGUUGGACUCAUGGCCAAAUCUCUCUUCAUCAGAAGCUGCUAAAGAUGAGCAAGGAUCUGUUGGUACUGGAGUGACCGAUAAUGUGACAGAAAUCAACGAAUGCAAUUUAUCUAAAGCAGAGACGGCUCAACACGAUGCAGAUGCUGAUAUAUUUGGAAACACCCAAGAUAAAGAGCAUACCGAUUUUUCUGACUAUGGAUGGGAGAAUAUCAGCAGCUUUGAUGACCUUGAUCGAAUCUUUAGCAAUGAUGAACCAAUAUUUGGCCAAGCAAAUCUUGAUAAGGCUGAUGAGAUAUGGUCUUCUUCUAAAGACGCAACAAGCGGUCCAGUAAGAUCAUUUUCCAUUUCUGCGGAUUCUCCUGGUUUGAUUUCUGGAGCAUUGACGAGUUCAUCAGAGAUCCCGCAAGUGAAAACAGAAUAUGAACAUCAAGAUGAGCAGUCUUUCAACCUUGGCUAUGACAAAAUGAAUGAGCCUGCAUCCAUUAGUUUUCAGCAAAGAAAUGCAACUGUUGAACCAGUGGUGAACGAUCAGAAGAAUAUGGCCAUGGUAGGAAAGACCCAUGCAGAAAACUCUUGUCUUUUUGUUGAUAGUUCUUUUACCCUGAAUGAACGUGCUGAUAAGGUUUACAGGCACAAAACGCUCCAUAAAAGCCAGAAGAAGUCCCGAGAGAAAGCUGAAGGGAAAAUAGCCCAAGAUAUUUACGGGUCCUGGUCUUCGCAUGUGGAUUUGGGGGGACAGUGCGGCCACCAGCCAUCGCCAUUUCCAUCAUCUAUCAAUCAACUAAGUGGGAUUAGAGGACCUGAGCCCACCCAUUUCCAGCAGAUCUCUGAUCCAUACGCACAAUCUUCUGCAUUCAGGAACUAUGCAGAAUCAUUUCCAGCAAUACUUUCACCAACAAGCUUCCAAUCCAGGGAGGUCAAGUGUCCAGUCGUGUUUCCUGGGUACAAAGCAUCUUCUACUUAUGUCGACUCUACAGGAAAGAGGCUUGAUUCCCCAGGAAAACCUCCUACAAUGACGCCUCAAGAGAAAAUUGAGAAGUUGAGGCGGCGCCAGCAAAUGCAAGCAAUGCUUGCUAUUAAGAAACAGCUACAGCAGUUUGUUGACGAAAUCUGUCCUUCUGAUGCUCAAGGCCUUACUCUGGAAAUUUCAAAUCAGCAUAGCAAGGGCGCCCAUUUGGAAGUUGAUGAUCUGAGCAGUCUUCCUUCAAUUGACGUAAGUUCUUCAAUAGAGCAGGAUGGUUCUACUUUCGUCUCUGCAGCUGUUGAUGGCAGUUCAAUUGAGGAUGUGGUGCUUAAUCAGCUUCAGGAUGUGAUUGCAAAGUUGGACGACAGGAUCAAAAUCUGUAUACGGGAUAGCUUGUAUCGCCUGGCUAAAAGUACCGUGAAAAGGCAACACACUGGGAGUAUGAUUGGCACUGUUGUGCAUCCGCAAGAUGAGCAUGAAGUUUUAGCAAAGGAGGAAUCAGAGGCUAGUAACAGGGAGGUUAAGCCAGCUGAUGUUGAAACAGACACCAAUCCAAUAGACCGAGCAGUUGCCCAUUUGCUCUUUCAUCGGCCUUUUUCCACUAAACUUCCUGGAACACCUGAAUCAUUGAUUUCUCAAAAGCUCCCUCACAAACACAAAGCACAAGAGUUGGCAAAUGUGCAGAACGAGGGACUGUCCAAGAUCUUAAAAACUGAGUCGCAGUCCUCUCUUCAAGGAUCAGAAAGCACAGACCAGAUGACAGAUACCCAUCAGAUUAAUCAGUUCAAAAACAGCACUUCCAUGGACACGUCCGAAAAUGCCUAUGUGCCAACAGAGGGCGGAGCUGGAGCUCUUGAAGCAUUGCAAGAGCAGUAAAAUUCGUUAUGUUACCUGCCGUUCAAGCCAGUUCAACCAAGAAGGAAUAGAUACUCGCGAUUCUGAGCAGCACCGAUCUGCCAUUGAGGUAGCAACCCAAAUAGAAAACGCCAAAGGCCAACACAGAGUACUAGUCAAUCCGUUAUGCCGUAAUCAAACCAAGUCGAUGGUAUCUUUUUCUUGAUGGUAUCUUUGUGGAGAUGUAGGAGUGAGAAGAAUUGUAGUAUGACAAAUCGAUGGUUAGAUGCACCUUCAAGAAUCGCACGACGGUUCACCACCUUAAUGCCAUGGAGGCACUUUCUGAA
Eucalyptus grandis is the source of this 2634-nucleotide messenger RNA. Its product is annotated as protein LNK2. NCBI's taxonomy places the organism in Eukaryota, Viridiplantae, Streptophyta, Magnoliopsida, Myrtales, Myrtaceae. The record is from RefSeq and is a predicted model, not a curated record. Bases 245 to 2329 code for a protein of 694 amino acids. Gene Ontology annotation, biological process: circadian rhythm; regulation of DNA-templated transcription. The transcript has 10 exons.